This is a messenger RNA of Penicillium macrosclerotiorum, 1188 nucleotides long. RefSeq names its product Sec62 family protein translocation protein. Gene Ontology annotation, biological process: post-translational protein targeting to membrane, translocation. Bases 1 to 1188 code for a protein of 395 amino acids. The transcript has 3 exons. Lineage: Eukaryota; Fungi; Ascomycota; Eurotiomycetes; Eurotiales; Aspergillaceae. Gene Ontology annotation, cellular component: endoplasmic reticulum membrane; endoplasmic reticulum. The record is from RefSeq and is a predicted model, not a curated record.
AUGGCCGCUCCCGGUCAGCCCAGUCCGCAGCAGAUGGCGGCCAUGCAACAACAGUUCGCCGCCGAGGCCGCCAAACGAGGGAUGACUCCGGAACAGUUCGCUCAGAAGCAGCGCGAACAGUUGACCGCAGAUGCUGCGAAACUUGGAUUGACGCCAGAGCAGUAUGUAGCGCAGUUGCGAAUGCGGGCGCUCCAGGCGCAUCAGAAGCAGAUGGAAGCACAGCGGCAGGCUCAAGGAUCACCACAGCCUGGACAGGAUCAGCAGCAACAGCAACAGCAAGGACAGCAACAGGGAAAUCCUCAGCAGCAGCCACAGCCGCAGCAGCAAACACACCAGGUGCCCGUUCAACCAGGCCAACCGGCGGAUCCCAAGGCCCUCGCCGUGGCCAACUUCCUUCGGUCGCAGAACCUCAAGCCUCGAACUUGUAUCUUGGAUGGACAGCGGAAGGAUAUGUUCAAAGUGAAGCGAGCUAUUCGCGCCAUCGAGUCCCCUGCCUACGCCAAGGCCGCCGCAAAGAAGAACUCCCUUCUCCCCCCAGUGACAGACCGUGCCUCUGCUGAGAAUGUAUUCAAGCUGCUCCCGCUGUCUCUGUUGGCGCUACGAGUCAGUAAGGUCGAUCCGCAUGCGGGGCACAACCACGCCAAACCCAAGAACCGAGUUAAAGGGCAAUGGACCGUGAAAAUUGAGCAGCAUCAGGAAACAGAUCCGAUGAUGCACUAUGUAUGGCUGUAUGAUGGUCCCCAAUGGAAACAGAAGGCCAUGGCUGCUGCCGUUGUCGCCGGUAUUUUUGCCGUUGUGCUGUUCCCUCUUUGGCCCAUUAUGCUGCGUCAAGGCGUGUGGUACCUCAGUGUGGGUAUGAUGGGCCUUCUCGGCCUGUUCUUCGCCAUGUCUAUUUUCCGUCUGAUUCUGUUCUGCAUCACUGUGUUUGCUGUGCCCCCAGGUCUUUGGUUGUUCCCCAAUUUGUUCGAGGAUGUCGGCUUCUUCGACAGCUUCAAGCCCGUGUGGGGCUGGCAGGAGAGCAAGAAGAAGAAGAGCAAGAAGACCAAGUCCGUCCCCGGUGUGGCCGAAGCCGCAUCACCAGACGCCGCUCCAAGCGCGACGACCACCUCUGCCGAACCUGCAGCCACUUCGAGUGCGACACCAGUGAAACGGGACUUGACUCCGCGCGUGGAAGAGGUGGAGGAGUAG